Messenger RNA from Lachancea sp. 'fantastica', 1989 nucleotides. The record is from the annotation of a GenBank genome assembly. Lineage: Eukaryota; Fungi; Ascomycota; Saccharomycetes; Saccharomycetales; Saccharomycetaceae.
AUGACUAGCAGGGUCUACGAUCCGAUACACGAUGUCUUUCAAAGCCGUGACGACCCCGAAGACACGGCCUCAAUAGGUGAUAUAACGACUUCGCUACCAGAAGAAGAAGAAGAGGAUGAGGAAGAGGAAGAAGAAGAAGGAUCACAGGACGAGGGAGAUUCCACACAAAGCGAUGAAAAUUUGCCAGCGUUAAAUGGUGCGGAAUCCAGUAGAAAAAGAAGCCGAGAACCAAGCAAAUACCUGCGACACCUGAAAAAAGCCGAUGGAGAGUACUUUACCCGUCAGGAAAUCCAGUACGAGUUUCUGCACGAGCUUUGUUCCGAUAAAAGACCGCUUUUCACCAACUGGUACCAGGAUUCGUUUUCAAUCUCCGCUACAGAAAGCCAAGAAUCGCUGAACGUCACAGACGACGCAUAUGUGGCGCGGAAAUUCAUCAAAAAUGACAAACUGACAUUUUCAGAAUACUAUCUUCUGACGAUUGCCUCUUCAACCAAAUGUUCGAAAAUUUUACGUGACAAACUACUUUUCGACCGCAAUGUUGCGUUUUCGACGUGUGCACUGUCGCUGCUGGUCAACACAGGCCGUUUGAACACGACCAUCAACUUCUUCCUCGAAAUGACGUCACAACUGCGAACAUUCCACUCCAUACCAUGUCUUCAACGCGACACGCGUGAUCCCAAGUCUUUACAAGACACUCCUAGGCUGAAAUCCAUAUUGAAAAACUUGCCAAAGGGCAACGGAAACUUGCCACUAGCGGAAUUUUACGAAUCUCCUGAGCCUGGAAAGAAACUCGAUGCUAAUCCUGUCAAUGUGAUUUUCCAUUUAUGUGACAAUUCUGCUUUGGUGAACUCGAGAUUUCUUCAACGAUAUGUCGUUGCUGCGGAUGAAUUGACCUUUUUUGAUAUCUUGGAAAACACGGCCUUGGACCCCAGGCAAAGGGCCCGAAUUAUCCUAUGGAUGCUUUAUGUUCACCUAGAGACAGAUUUUACCGACGAAGCUAUUGCGGAGUCUCUCAAACUUUUCGGUGUGGACGGGAAGUUCACACUGAAUCCUGCGUCGGACGAUGUCGACGUGGAUACACCUCAAGAGGUGGAGUUCGGAGAGCUUCAAAAGGCCAAAAGAAAAGAGUUUCUUUUGAAGAGUAGCAAAUCACCGCACAACGGAUUCGGAAGCCAGGAUGACAGUAAGUCAUUAAUGGAGCAGAGAAAACUCAUACACAGCAAGAUCGAAGAUGGUAUUACUGAAGGUGUUGAUGUUCAUUUGGAUCCUCCCAUUCUCGCAACGUCCGUUGCAACAGUCGCUCCUGCUGUCAAUGAUAAUGGUAAAUCGACCAAAAAACGUAAUCAAAAGUCAGGGUCGCGAGCGGCAUCCAAGGCCACUGCUACAACCGCGACAGAGGACUCCAAGACGGACGCCAAGCCUGUUGCCACCAAAAGAGCGUAUCGUAAACAAGUAAAAAAGCCCGUUGAGUCUUCAAAAGAUUUAACGGGCCAGGUCCCGGUAAAGGAAGAAAAUCCAGACUUAGAGACGGCUCAAGUUGGUAAUGAGGACCAGUCAACAAAUUCACAAGCCGUACAGCAACCAAAGAAAAGACAAAGAAAGAAGGCGGCUUCAGAAUCGCCUGCUACGCAAGAGAUCAAGAACGACUUGUUGGACGAGAAAAAGAGGGACGAGAUGGAAGAACUGAUAAAAUUUGAUAAAAGCGAAAAGAUUUCAGAGCACCGCACGCACGAUGAUGUUUUGCAAGAGUUGGGGAAGGCACAAGCUCUUGCGCGUCGUAAACGUGAAGAACUAGGCCUACUCAAGCUUUUCCAGGAGUACGAGGACGUGACGAUGGCCACCGUGAUUGGUGUUCGUGGCAAAAAACGGAAGAAGUUCAGAGACGGUGUGUUGGGAUAUGAGACUGACUUUAUUCGCACGUUUAAUGGUGCCAAACGUGCGCUGCUUUCUCGCAAGGCUGACACGGACAGUAUAUAUGAAUUUAAGUGA